Messenger RNA from Megalobrama amblycephala (Wuchang bream), 2358 nucleotides. Its product is annotated as protein eyes shut homolog. Gene Ontology annotation, molecular function: calcium ion binding. NCBI's taxonomy places the organism in Eukaryota, Metazoa, Chordata, Actinopteri, Cypriniformes, Xenocyprididae. Bases 1 to 1623 code for a protein of 540 amino acids. The transcript is spliced from 10 exons. Gene Ontology annotation, cellular component: protein-containing complex; plasma membrane. The record is from RefSeq and is a predicted model, not a curated record. Gene Ontology annotation, biological process: heterophilic cell-cell adhesion; establishment or maintenance of epithelial cell apical/basal polarity.
AUGCCGCUUGCUGCUGUGUUUCAUCUGGCCUACCUGAACCCGCCGGCCUGCCUGCCUGGCGUUGUUUGCGGUGUGGAUGCUGUGGACGGAAUAUCUGCGUCUCUAUGUCGAGCUUUCCCGCUUGCCGUUUGUGGUCUGCUGUGCACUCGAUCGGGCUCUGUGGUGAACAUCAAGUUAUCAUCGAGUGUUCCCGUUUGUCGCUUGUGGUCCUGGAGUUUGCACUUUUUGGACGAUGUUGUGUUCAAACUUCGAGGUACUUACUGUGAGCGAAAGAAGCUCCUCUGUGAUUCAAACCCGUGCUGGAAUGACGGUCGCUGUGAGGAGACUGCAAAUGGAUAUGUUUGCACAUGCCCAGGGGGUUUCACAGGCCUCAACUGUGAGACCACCACUGAGAUUGACAGCUUCUGCAAGUCUAACGGAUGUCAACUGGACGAAGCCUGCACCACAGACAAACUUAAUUCCACAUGCAUAUGCGUAGAUCCGGCAUGCUCGGAGCAGGCGGAGGUGUGUGGCACUUUGCCCUGUCUCAACGGUGGCAUCUGUGUAGUUCAGAAUGGCCAGUAUCAUUGCAGAUGCCGGCAAGGUUUUUCUGGAGAGAACUGUGAAGAAAUAAUUGACUUCUGCAAGCUGCUCAGUAUUAACUGCCUGAAUGAGGGAUUGUGUCUCAACCUAGUUGGAGGAUAUAAUUGUCUCUGUGCACCAGGAUGGACGGGGGAGUUUUGUCAGUACUUGGAUAAUGCAUGCUUAGCCUAUCCAAACAGAUGCUUGAACGGAGCUACUUGCAUCAGUAUGAGUCAGCCAACUGCACCCCCGCACUAUAUGUGCACCUGUCUCCCUGGAUACACAGGACGCUACUGUGAGGUUGAAGUAAAUGAGUGCGAUUCCAGUCCCUGUCAGCACCAGGGAACAUGCACAGACUUUGUUGGAUACUACAACUGCGCCUGUCCUUCAGGAUACGCUGGGGCUGACUGUGAGAUUGACAUAAACGCCUGCACAUUUCCCAAUGUCACCUGUCCUCCUGGGACGUUCUGUGAGGAUUUGCCAGGUGACCAGCUCCAUGUAUGUCACACUCAGUGCCCUCGCUAUCUCCAGCCAUGUGCCAAUGGAGGACAUUGUGUUCUUAACAACAUCACCAGUUACGGUUGUGUUUGUGCACCUGGAUGGGCUGGGCCGACCUGCUUGGUCAACAUAAAUGAGUGUGUCCAGCACAGGUGUCAGAACGGAGCCACCUGCGUGGAUAAGGUUGGUGGGUACAGUUGCCUUUGUGGUCACGGAUACACUGGAGUCUACUGCGAACUUGACAUUGACUUCUGCUCUGGGCAUCAGUGUUCAGAACACGGCGUCUGUCUGGACCAACAGAACAACUACACCUGUCACUGCAUGCUGGGAUAUGAGGGAACGUUCUGUGAGCUUGAGACGGAUGAAUGCAAAAGUGCACCCUGCGCCAACAGUGGCACUUGCAUUGAUCUGGUGGCAGGAUACCAAUGCCUGUGUGCUCCAGGAUUUAAGGGUCGAACGUGCUCCGAGAAUAUGAAUGAGUGCCAGUCCAGACCCUGUCUUAAUGGGGGCACCUGCAUUGAUCUGGUCAAUUACUACAUUUGUAUCUGUCCACUCGGUAAGUAAAGUCCAGCACACUGUUGCGAAACAACAAAUACAUCCUGAGCUGAGAGGAGUCAGCUGUGCUACAGCAUGGAUGAUUUAAAAAAAACUUGAUAUAUGCACAUUAUGUAUAUAUAUAUAAAAAUAUAUAUAUAUGUUCUUAGGAAGGAGCCACAAAUCCAUUUAGGUAAUUAUUCCCCAGGAACCAUCUAGACUUUAGUAAAGAUCUUAUCUCCAGAGCUCACAUGCAUCUGUAGAUGUGAAGCUUUAUUGGUUCCCAAAAAAACAUGUCCUGUAUGACUCAUGCUCCCUGUUUUCAAGAUAAUCUGCCAGCCCAAGGGGAAGAGAAUCCAUCAGUGUAAAUUUUCUAGUGUUUAUUAAAACGGCCUCUCUUUAAUUCUCUCAAACAUGAUGGUGACAGAAAACAGACCUCCAUCUUGUCAGGACAGGUCUCAUUAGAGGGCACGAUUCUUACGGGAGAUGGUGUGGUGUUGGAGGAUGUGAUCAGGUUAGAACCUUAAAAAUUCAUUUAGGUUUUGGAAUUCAACAGUCAAGAUUGAAUCUUAAAAUAACAAGUGAUGGGAAGCCAUUUUCGAAAGCCUGUUCUCAGGAAACAAUGCCUGAAAAUCUCAGCAUUUCAUUUUAAAUAAACUUUCCAGAAAUCAUAUUUUUCCCAUCUCAGGAGUACCAAGUACCAAGGCUGUAACUGCCAUAGACACUUACAGACAGUAGUGGUCCAAAGUUAUGUCCAGACUAAGA